Molecule: messenger RNA, 2369 nt
Organism: Metopolophium dirhodum (rose-grain aphid)
Lineage: Eukaryota; Metazoa; Arthropoda; Insecta; Hemiptera; Aphididae
Exons: 9
Coding region: 420-2015 (531 amino acids)
Biological process (GO): long-chain fatty acid metabolic process; fatty-acyl-CoA biosynthetic process
Molecular function (GO): long-chain fatty acid-CoA ligase activity
Source: RefSeq, a predicted model, not a curated record
GUAUAGAAGUCUGUGAUUGUAAACGAUUACAGCGGUAGACCACGGCUAUCGUGCUGAAGACGUAAGUUCAAAGUUGUCUCCACUCCACAGCCUUCACUGUCUCGCAGACAAACGAGUAAUAAUCGAUAUUGUAAUAACGUGACGAGUGACGACUGACAAUAUUGUGCAUCGACGAAGUAUACACAAUACUAUACAUAUUAAUAUUGUGGAUUUAAUUACCUCUGUUGUUGCGAAACAAAUGGAAACAAUUUACAAUUGUUAUAUUUUGUCUCGAUUGAGAUGAUAUUGGGUUUCCGUUAGUCUGUUAUUAAUUUAUUACACAAUUGAAAUACUGCAUCAAAUAUUGGUGCGUUUUGCAAUCAAAAUCUUUGAGCUACUGAACGUACGUUUCCAGUAAUCAUAUUAAAAGUUAGCAAACAAUGGCCCAAGAAAAUAUAAUACACGGAUCUGCAAUUCCUGAUUAUUUGUUAAACAGUAAAUCAAAUUUAAGUCAGCUCUUUACUCGAUUACUCAAUGAACUUGGAAAUAAAACUGCGAUGGUUGAUAUUCAUGAUGGGUCUUCAAUCACAUUCAAUAAAAUGUUACACGCAAGUUUCAAUAUAGCAAACUACUUAAAGUAUGAGUUUGGAGUACAAAAAUCUGAUAUUGUUGGAAUAUUUAGUGAAAAUACAAUUUGGUAUCCAUGUCUUGUACUGGCAGUAUGGCAUGUUGGCGGCAUUUGUGCAUUGUUCAAUCCUAUGUAUAAUACUAAGGAAUUAACACACGUGCUAAAUAUAACUAAACCAAAAAUUAUGAUAACAUCAAAAAUGGGGUUGGAAAUUGUAAGAAAUACUGCCAAACCACUGGAUUUUAUCAAAUAUGUUUGUCCUAUUGAUAUUCUUUGCAAUACUAGAACAAUUGAAGAAAAUAAUAACUUUGUACCAACUCCAUGCGAUAAUAAACAGACCUGUGUUAUAUUAUUUUCUAGUGGAACAACUGGUUUACCUAAAGGAGUAGAGUUGUCACAUAAAUCUAUAUUUCUUAUGGUUUCUAUCUUAAAUUACAUUAGUGAAUUUGUAACUAAAACUGAUACUUUGAUGGGUCUAGUACCUAUGUUCCACGGAUAUGGAUUACUGGUAAUGUGUAUGUGCAUGUCAAUUGGCAGUAAGGUCAUAGUGCUUAAAUAUUUUGAUGAAGAAUUAUUUUUAAAAUCUAUCGAAGUUCAAAAAAUUACAGUUUUAUUUGCUGUACCACCGCUGAUGAUAUUUCUGGCUAAACACCCCUUAGUAGACAAAUACAAUUUAUCAUGCUUGAAUGUUAUAUAUUCCGGUGCAGCUCCAUUAUCUUUAGACAUUGAAAAUGAAGUAAUCAAUAGGAUAGGUAAAGGUAAACCAUUAAAAGUAUUUCAAGGAUAUGGAAUGACUGAAUUAUCUAUUUUAUCAACAUUUCCUGGACAAAAUGAAGCUGAACAUGUUAAUGGUUCGGUUGGGAAAUUGAUAUGUGGCAUGUCAGGAAAAGUGAUUGAUUUAAAUAAUGGCAAAUCAUUAGGAGUAAAUAAAAGUGGUGAACUGUGUUUCAAAGGGCCUAUGGUCAUGAAUGGUUAUUAUGAGAACCCUGAAGCAACAACAACAACAAUUGAUGGUGAAGGAUGGCUUCAUACAGGGGACGUUGGAUACUAUGAUAAAUAUUAUAAUUUUUAUAUUGUUGAUAGACUCAAAGAACUUAUCAAAUAUAAAGGAUACCAGGUGGCACCUGCAGAAUUAGAAUCACUGUUAUUAACACAUCCCGAAAUUGAAGACGUAGCAGUUACUGGAAUUCCGAAUCUGGAAGCUGGAGAACUUCCAAUGGCGUUUGUAGUUAAAGUACCUAAUUCAGCUCUCAAUGAGAAAGAUGUUGUACAAUUUGUUCACAAAAAUGUUUCAGCCCAAAAGCGUCUUAGAGGAGGUGUUCGGUUUGUGAAUAGUAUUCCGAAAAAUCCAAGCGGUAAAAUUUUACGUAGAGUACUUAAAGGCUUAAUUAAUCAAUCAAAAUUAUAAAAACGAAUACAGUUAUAUUUUGUAGAAUAUAUUUAGUUUACUAUGUGGUCAUGUAGACAGUUUAUUUGAGGAAAAUAUUGAAAUUUAUGUUUAGAGAUUUAUUAUUUUUUUUAGUUUUAAUAAAUAUGUUUAUAAUUUAUGUAAAGCUGGACAAGUUAACUAUAUUUUUAACUUGUUAAAUUAAGCUAAUAUAAAAAUUUUAAGUUAAGUCAAAAGUUACUUUUAUUUAUUUUUUAUAUUUGGUUAAAAAUCAAUUACUUUUUUCAUAAAAAUUAAUAAUUUUACUUUUAACAAAUAACAUUGUAAUUUAAUAGAGGUUUUACAGUUUUAAAUAAAUAUAUGUAUUAAAAUUGA